Messenger RNA from Symbiodinium necroappetens, 996 nucleotides. The record is from the annotation of a GenBank genome assembly. Lineage: Eukaryota; Dinophyceae; Suessiales; Symbiodiniaceae.
AUGGCCAUGAUCCGAGCGCAGGAGAAUGCAGCGAACCAAGCCAUUGCGAUGCUGUAUGGAGAUGGAACUUUGGGUAAUCCUUUGUGCCCAGCCGCAAAAACGUUGGCGAGUGACUUGGAUCUUGCCUAUGAACAGGCCACGACUCUACGAGAUGGAAAUCUUUUUGGCACUUUCCUUGAUGCGGGCAAGCUGUUCGGCAAGCUUUUCCGUGGCAGCAAGGAGACACAUCAGUUCAUCACCAAUCUGUACGACACCGCAUGGUUCUUCAAGCACCUUCUGUCGCUAAUCUCCAACCUCCCUAUCGUCGGAUGGGUUGCAAAGAUAUUAGUAGAGCCAGUGAAGAUCCUUGAGAAGUUUAUCAAGACGAAGCUUCUAGGGAUCCGAGACAAACUUAAAGACAAAUGGACCGACGUCUUCAAGAACGCCUUCUUCUUCAACGCGAAGGUGGCGAGGUACGUCCGCUAUGCUAUCGAAGCUAUACCGGUCCUAAAGAUGCAGGCAUACCCUGCGAACAAGGCUGCUGAACUGGUUGGUCUAGCAAUGGGUGUAUGUGUGUGGCUGCCGGAUUUGACAACCAUCGCCAACAAUGCCAUGAAGGGGUUGGUCGCCGCCGAUCAAAUGGCAGGCAUAGCCACGGACUUCGUCAGGGACGUCAUAAAUUGGGUCGAAGGCCUAGUCCCGGAAUCUGUGAUCACAAAGAUGGCGCAAGUGAACAAUUUCUUCGAUGUCAUUAUGACACCGACGAGGGGCUUCAAGGUUGCCCUCUUUGACAAACACAAAGUAUGUAUUAUCUUCAAGUGCUUCGAGUUCUCAUUGCGGGACCUCCUGGCAGCUCUUACUGGAUUUCUGGAGAAGAUUUUCAACUUUGUCUUAAGUCCCUUCCGGCCGAUCGUGGAUGCAGUGGCCGCCCCGAUUAAGAAGCUCUUCGACCCCAUCAUUAAAAUGUUGCCCACCCCCGCCAUCUUCUUUGACAAGGCGGAGGGUUUGGGGUUGUAG